Messenger RNA from Chroicocephalus ridibundus (black-headed gull), 750 nucleotides. RefSeq names its product histone H2A.J. Gene Ontology annotation, molecular function: protein heterodimerization activity; structural constituent of chromatin; DNA binding. Gene Ontology annotation, cellular component: nucleosome; chromatin. Gene Ontology annotation, biological process: heterochromatin formation. The record is from RefSeq and is a predicted model, not a curated record. The coding region runs from base 64 to 453 and encodes 129 amino acids. NCBI's taxonomy places the organism in Eukaryota, Metazoa, Chordata, Aves, Charadriiformes, Laridae. The transcript has a single exon.
GUCAGUUUGAUUUUCUCUGUCUUGUUUAGCGGGGGGAGAUCGUCGCUCUCCAGUGCCUCCGUCAUGUCGGGCCGCGGGAAGCAGGGAGGUAAAGUCCGAGCCAAGGCCAAGUCGCGCUCGUCGCGGGCCGGGCUGCAGUUCCCUGUGGGCCGCGUCCAUCGUCUCCUCCGAAAAGGUAACUACGCGGAGCGGGUGGGCGCUGGAGCGCCCGUCUACAUGGCGGCCGUGCUGGAGUACCUGACGGCCGAGAUCCUGGAGCUGGCGGGCAACGCGGCCCGCGACAACAAGAAGACGCGCAUCAUCCCCCGCCACCUGCAGCUGGCCAUCCGCAACGACGAGGAGCUCAACAAGCUGCUGGGCAAGGUGACGAUCGCGCAGGGCGGGGUGCUGCCCAACAUCCAGGCCGUGCUGCUGCCCAAGAAGACCGAGAGUCACAAGGCCAAGAGCAAAUAAGCCCAGCGAGCAAAAGCUGCUCAGACUUUUCCUAACAUAACAUUACAACCCAAAGGCUCUUUUCAGAGCCACCCACACAAAUCAGAAAAAGAGUUGUGUUGCUUUCUUUAUACAAGUGCUUUGGUGCUAAGUGUUUAUUAUGCUGCUGUUGUUACGGAGCUAACACCGUAUUUUAUGGCAAUAUCUUAAAGCUUUUGGUUUCUCCCAAAGAAAAGUGAUAUGUUUGCCUUCCAGCUCCUCAUCCUUUUUAAUAGAAGAGUGCCAGUUGUAUUUGUAGUGAUUUAUUGAUUGUUUUGU